Chironomus riparius is the source of this 1206-nucleotide messenger RNA. The record is from the annotation of a GenBank genome assembly. NCBI's taxonomy places the organism in Eukaryota, Metazoa, Arthropoda, Insecta, Diptera, Chironomidae.
AAAUUGAUAAGGAAAUAAUAUAAAGUCAUUGAAAAUUUUUACCUUUUACUUAGUCAUUAUAAAAAUAUAGUCUUGAAAGCAUUUAUGAUGGACAAUAUAAUUUCAAUUUUCAUAGUUUUGUUAAAUUUAAUUUUAAGUUUUGGACAAAAAUUAAGUUGCACUUAUGCAAAUAAUGAAGAAUUUGAAUAUUCUUGCUACAUGACAAUCCAAAAUCCGGAUGGACUCAACAACUUUACAGACAUCAGUGGUGAGCAUUUAGCUGGAAGAUCAGAUUAUGAUGUACAAAAUAUAAUCAGAACAAUUUCCUCAAAAUCCAUUAACGUUCCAUCAAUAAUUUGUAAUAAAUUUCAAAACACAAAAACCUUUGCUUUUGGUAGCAUUGGAGUUGAAAGAGUUGAUGAGAAUACUUUUGAUGGCUGUAAGGAAUUAACUCGCUUAUGGCUUUAUGAUAACAAAAUUUCUUAUUUGCCAAAAAAUAUCUUCGAUCCACUGGUAAAUUUGGAAGAUUUGGCUAUAAGUAAUAAUAAAAUUUCAAGUAUUUCCAUCGAAUGGUUUACAAAUUUAGUAAAUUUAGAAGUUUUGUAUCUUCACAACAAUCAAAUUGAAGAUAUUCCAAAAAAAGUUUUCCGUUCCUUAAAACAAUUAUCCAAACUUUAUCUUACCUCAAAUAAUUUAAAAGUAAUUCAUUCUGAAUCAUUUGGAAUGUUGCCCAAUUUAAAAGAAAUUUAUAUUUAUAUCAAUCAAAUUAAUGCAAUUGAUGAAAGGAUGAUUGAUCUUACUGGUGUUGAGAUAAUUGACAUGAAUGAUAAUGUUUGUGCAAGUGGUAGAAUUAUUGAUGAUUCAGCUACGCGACAAUCAAUGAGAAAUGCACUACAAAGGUGUUUUGACAAUUACAAAGCUUUAUUUCCUGACCACAACAAAUCCAAUUGCAACAUCAUUUCAAACCAUAAAUGGAGAGUCAAAUCUACCAAAAGGAUGUUUUGAUAGCUAUUCAGAUGAAAAAGGCUGCAGUUUACAAGUUGAAAAUGAAAGACUCUCAAAAUAAGUUGAUCGAUAAACUUAAGAAUCAAUCUAAAACCUACAAAGCAUCUAUCGAGAAACUGGACAAUAAAAUUCUAGAGUUGAGUUCUCGUCCAUGUGCUUUAUAAGUUAUUAACCUAUUGUCAAUUUUUUAAUCAUUUUUAUCUAGUAAAACGUAGUAAAAAG